CUGUAAUUCUUGCGAUUUUUCCAUAGGAUUGAAGUUUGACCCUAUUUCAGUGCACGAAAAAAAAAAACCGUCGGAAGUUUUUCUCCGGAGUUCAUUCGAAUCUGGCUGUUUGAUGAGUUCCCAAAACUUACGCCCCUCACCCCUUCUCCCGACGUGAAUGUUUUCCACGCUAACUGAUGCCUGUUUCCAGUCAAGUGCCCACCAGUUUCGGACACUACGUGAAACCGACCUUCAAUUGGAGUCGCGUGGAACUUCUUGGGUUCCCUAUUUCUGAGCAAGAACUGGCCGCUGUUCGGGAAUACGUCCAAUCGCGCGUCAGGAAACUGAGCGAGGACUCGGACGGCAAGCUUUUCGCUACCAAGUGGAUCUCGAAAAGGAGGAAACGAUCUGCUGCUCAAGAUGAACAAGACAAAGACCAGAAAACCGGGGAAGCCCCAGCAACAUCAGCUCCUCCGCAUGCUCAGCCGGAGCGACUCUAUCCAUCGCCUGACCCGAGCACUCUGGCAAAUGCCCCGAAGCCAAUGGGAUAUGACAUGGAAGAUCGCCAGCAGCGAUUCGACAGUCGGCAAUUCCGUGGGGUUCCCCCGACCCCGACGCCUCCCCCGGGGUUUUAUUCAGUAGACCAGACCACUGGGGAGAUCGUCCUCAAACCAAGCCGCAUGAUCCCAUGGAUAACCAAUACAAGCACAAUGGCUGCAGUGGACGUUCUUGGUCUGCUCCUGAUCGGCAUAAUGCUGGCUGUGUUCACCUUUGUUAGUUGCUCUGUCCUUCGUUGGGUCUUCAUUCUCAGGUUUCGAGGUUCACCGAUGUCUUGUUUCCACAUAGCGACGAUUCGAUCAUGGGCCGAUUACCUUUUUGCGAGAAGGGAUUUGCAUCUCUAUGACAGCCUCGGACUAGUCUUUGAGAAGCAGCUGCCGAGAAAGUACAGAAUGCCGGACCGAGACGGAAAUUUCCUGUACUUUUUGCGAGAAGAAGAAGCGCAUUGUUUGGAGAACGAAGGUGUAAUGGAAGCUGAUCUGAAGCUCCGCUGCCAAGGAAACUCAGGUCGACAUCCUGUCCACGUGCAGGAGUGCGAAGUGCCUGGUUACUUUGAUCUCGCAACAGCAGAAGACAGGACGUUGUUCGCCGGUCGUCCGCCUCGAGCCGCCGCCCCGACGCAACUACGCCCAACUGCGACAAGUAGAAAUCCAUUAAGUGCCAAUAAUGGCCCGUUUUCGGUCCAGGUGGAAACGGAAGUCCAUAGGGAAGCCCGAAGGACGGAAACAGCGCCUCCGGAUCCCUUUCGCUCUGAGAAGUGUUUGAUUAGCCGUAGAUUUCGUCCAUCGGGCGAGAAGAUUAGGAGCAAACGUGAGGUGCCCUUCAGCAGCACGACGCGUCAGAAUAAGAAUCCUAGUAAGCGGAGAAUUGCUUGGAGGGAAGUUGCCCAGGUGGAAGAUCGUCGACAAGAGUAUUUGGAAUUUGUGGGACGGAUGAAACGGUUGAGAUCUGCUCAAGCUCACAAUAAGAUCGUCAUUGAGAACCGAGAGUCGAAAACGCCGGAAUUCGUUUCUCAACGAAGUCGGCAACAACAACAACAGUACACGUACAACAAUUUCUCCACCACCAUGCCGCCCAUCACCAUGACGGACGACUCUCAGACGACUCAACCCCAUUUCCCAACGACGAUGUCUUAUCAAACCCCGCUGUGUCAACCCGACAGCGGUUCUUCUCACGGGAAAAACACGGACUCGGCCCAGACGUCAGUCCCGGGUCACGUGAUGCUUCCGUACGACGGCAAGCAGGAGCAGCAGCAGCAGCAGCACGGGCGCGUGACGGCCGAUGACCUGCAACUUAUUGAAGAGUACCGUCGCCGAAGUCAGAAGCACGCUGCUGGAGGGACGCAACAGCAGCAGCAGCAGGACGUCAGGUUCUCGCCGAACGGGGUCGACAGGAGUUUAACCAUGCGACAGUUUGUCAAACCGGCGAUCAACGAGCAGCAGUUGAAAGCGAGACCCAAUGUGUCGAACUCGAAUCGGUCUACACGCACGAGUCAGAAAUCCGGGCAAGACUUUUCCCAACCCCAAAUCCGCCCCGAUCACCUGCUCACCCCGUACCCCGCGGUGCCUGCCGUCAAAUCCCGGUCGUACGGCAUUCAAACAACUGCUCGGAUACCGUCUUCCGCGCCGCCGUCGCAGCGGCCUCAUUCUCCGUCGUCGAAUCAUCAUCCCGCUCGACCACUGCACCAUCACAGGGACGGGAAACAAUACCAAUCGCUGCCGUUCAUCGUGGACGAAGACCUGGUGUCGAACACGGGGGACGAGGAUGGGGAAGCAAAGGGAAGGAGUGCGGGAGACGGCGGCGUUGCGAAGAAGAAUGCGGACUUUUUCCGAGGCCCGUUCCUGAGGCCCGUGAUCAAGUCGGUGGCGCCGCCGGGAGUGACGCCGAUGACGAUUGAAGGAGGCAAGAAGGUGAUGGGCUUCCCGCCAGAGAAGGGAUCUCGGAUGGGCUCCUAUUUGGCGUCAGAUGACGAACAAUUUCACCGCGAUGCAGAAGAUGGAGAAAUUGAUUCCACCCGGAGCACUCUGCGACUGAAAGAAGCAGAAUUUUUCGAAAACCUGCUGGAGGCUGAUGCUGCCAAAGCCGGAAAGGGAAAAUCGUCCCAUGUUGAUAAAAGAAACGAAGAAUCAAUCGUGCUUGUACCUGACUCUCAAAUAUAUUUCAAGUCAAUCCGGGAUAAGAUCGCGUUGUUCGAGUCUGCGCAAGAAACGGACGAAUUUCUGGAAGAGUUUCCUAUUGCGGACAAGCGAAGUGGAGGAGUUAAGUGGUCUCCAUCUAAUCAGGAUGUCGAACAAGGAAACGAGAUGACGACAUCGAAGCCCUCCACCCCCCACAGCAUGAGCGUAGCCUCCAUGAUGAAUCUCUACCCCGAAUCCUCGUCCGAAUCAUCUUCAGACAAGGAACACAAAGCUGUUCGCACUUCAACCGGAAUGCUGGAAAGAAUGGAUGCAACACCUGACGGGUUGCCCAACAAAUUGUCUCAGACGCACCUACGUCACAUGCGGGUGUUCAAGGAGAUGAACGAAACGCGAGCCACGACGUUGGUGCAGUGUCCGAGUUUCCCGAGCAUUCAAAUGAAGCGGAAUGACGACGAGGAGGUGAUUGUGUCUGUCGGCACGGUUUAUCAAUUUGCGGAGGGCCCGUCGCUGAAAACCCCUGUGCCUGAGCUUGAGGAGAAGUACGAAACCCCUGCGUACGUCAUUUCUUACAAUGAAAGCGCAGAAUAUGCUGAUCAGACUGGCGGAGAAGCGAAGCUAAAGAAUUUCGAAGGUCAAGCGCCGACUGAAAUGUUGCUGACUGCGGAUCGCGAAUUCGGCGGGAAUGUAGCCACUGGGAUGCUGACAGUCACAGAUGAACGGGGAAGGCAAGUUCUACGAUUCGUUUCCCCGCAUUUUCUGUUCAACUAUAUUUCCGACCGGAUCCGGCACCAUCAAGUCGUCGGACGACCGGACCUGACUGCGAAGAAUGUGACGUCGUCGAAGGGUGUGAUCCUCAGUACUGCCAUGGAAACAGCGGGAGGAGAGCUGCUUCACAGUACCGGAACUGAAGACGAGGAGCCUCGUACUCGGCAGUACUCUUCCCAUUACUUCAACGUUGGAGGCGAUCCAAUCAGGUUCGAAAUGAUGCGCGAUAAUUUGAAAGAAGGAGUGACAAACGACAGGGCACCGGGAUCCCCGAAGGAUUCCGCGAUGAUCGUGGAAACGAAUCCUGUUUGGAAACAGGCUCUAGAAAACCGCAGUGAGAACUCGGAGAUGAAAACAGUAAUUUGUGAAAGGUUCGGCGACGCGUUGAAUGACACAAAAAAUACCAAUACUCUACGAGUGACGACUGAAGCUACGGAGACAGAUGCAAUACCUUCGGACGUCGCCACGGAAACAAUGGAUGGACCGACGACAACGUCCACGUUAUUCGAAGAUCUCUCUGGCAAGCAGAAGUCGAUUCCGAGCAAAAUUCCCAAACGCAGAUCCCUCGUGAUGAUGACGAACGAAUGGAAGCUUUUGGUGUUCCUGUUCCCCUUCAUGGCCAGACGUUGUAAUGAGGAAGAGCCGCCGAUUUGCGAUAACACGCACAGUUUCGAGAUCCGAAUCCAAUGCAUUACGGUGUCCUGGAGCAACGAUGAGGCCAUUCCACGAAUGACCUCUUUGGAUUAUGGGGAAAACUACAUGUUCGUCAGAUUCGUGCACCCGUAUUUUGGGCAAAUCGAGACGAUCCCGACCCGUCUGGUUUACCUGCGUACGUCUACGGUUUCCAACAGCAAGGCCGACAUUUCGUUGUACGUUCGCACGGACGUGGCUCAUUUCUGGAGGAACUUGAAAACCCAGCCGGUCGUGACUUACCUUUGCCGCAAGGGAAAAAUCUUUGACGAGUUCAUCGGCCUCAACUUCCUCAAUUUCGGAGACCUCCAGCCUCAUCAUCCCGGCGAAGGAAAGGCAGGCUCAAUCCGCUUUUUCGCAGUGACAGAACUGGACGAAAGCAAAGCGCAGAAGGUGGUGUACGAAUUCAAUGUUCCAGUCCGCACUCCAAUCCCUGUUCCGCAACCUGCCUUCCACUCUGGCAAACUUCUGAUGACGGUUUCCAUCACUGAUCACGGACCUGUUCUUGCGGACAGCGUGGCCAUCACCUCGUCUCCCGUCACGGUGGAUGCUGCCACGUAUUACCUGGAAGACCUGCGGAGGUGGGAACUCCGCCAGAAGGACAGAUGCGCCGCCUUCUACCGCACCUUCCUCGACUUCCGCCCCGCAGAGUACGAGAUGCAGAAGCGAAUGGCGGACCUGGUGAAGGAGAUCGAGCCGAUCGUGAGCUCCGCCGAAGUGCAGCGCAUCGUCAAGACCGCCGAAAAGCGGACGCUUCUCAACUCCCGCCGCCUCGAGAACACGCUGGCCGAAUGUCUACGCAAUGCCGAGGACGUGCGGGACGCCGUGGCGGACACGGACAACGAGCGUGGCGCCGUUACGCGCAUCUUUGAGCAUCUCCACGCCACCUACGUGGUCAUUAUCCGCCUUCUCCCGCUUUUGUUUGUGGCGGCGGGGCUCGUCGCUGCCGCCUGGCUCCAGCCCGACUACCGCGAGUUGCGAGCGAGGCGGCAGCAGCGACAAAAACGGCGCCGUCAACAGGAGAUGAUGGAGCGAAAUAAAAUCCCGGCGAACGAGCACUUCACUUACGAUUUGCUAAGUGGGAAACAAAUGGAUCAGAAGCGGCGAGGUUUGGUCGCACUGAAGAACGAAGCGUACAAUAGCUUGGCUCGUCUACGAGAUUUUGUUGGAGAACAGAAUCCGCAAAACCUGGCAAACUUUGACAAGGCCAUGUACGACAUCAAGAAUGUCAGCAUUCCCAGUCUGCAGUCAAUCCUGUGCGGAGAAUAUUACUGCCCUGCGAUGGAUGAGCCUUUGCGCACGUAUGGUUUAUGAAGUCCUCGUGUAGUCCUUGUCAUAGUCUCUUUUUAUGUAUGUUUCAUCAUUCUUUAUAAAAGUGUUGAGCUGUUAGCCCGAUAAAAUAAUUCCCGUGA
Notodromas monacha is the source of this 5542-nucleotide messenger RNA. The record is from the annotation of a GenBank genome assembly. Lineage: Eukaryota; Metazoa; Arthropoda; Ostracoda; Podocopida; Cyprididae.